ACAUGUCUCAUCAAUCAUUACUGACGUUGAAUUCCAAUAUACAAGCCUAUUUCAUUCUGUUAUAAAACAAGAUGACUAAAUGAAUCUUUGCAGGUUUCUUUCCCAAAGUUGAAGACACUAGUUCUCGAUAAUUGUGUAAACUCAAGAGAGAUACAUCCUUGGAAUCUUCAGGCUAGCAAAAUAAGUUUAAAAUUCUUGGACGUAGCGAAUCUGGACAAGUUAAUUGUGAGAAAUUGUAGUGAGGUGGCAGAGGUUUUUCAACUUGAGGGGCUAAAUGUUGGAGAAGGACAACAUGUUAGGCCAUUAAUUGAAGUAAGAAUGAUGGAAUUGGAUGGAUUACCUCAAUUGACAUGUUUGUGGAACAAAGAUCCCCAUGGAAUUCUGGGCCUUCAAAGCCUACAAUACCUAACAAUUAAGAAAUGUUCCCUCUUGAGAAAUCUAUUCACAUGUUCCACCGCCAUGGCUCUUCAACAACUUAAAGUACUUUAUUUGAAGUCUUGUCCAGUGAUGGAAGAAGUUAUUGCAGCAACAGAGGAUGGGCUCAAGGAAGUGAUUGAUGUGAUUGAAUUCCCAAAGUUGGAGUGGCUAAUACUGAAAGAUCUACCAAACCUCAACAGUUUCUGUAAUGCAAACUAUAAUUUUAAUUUGCCAUCAUUAAACAGAGUUGUUCUGAAGAGGUGUCCGGAUAUGCACAACUUUACUUUGGGACAAGUACGCAUGUCACAGAUAUUUGUAAGUACACGUGGCAAUGAAGGCCUUUGGACAGAAGAUCUCAAUAAGUAUUUAGAGGAACGACUUCUGAAAGGAGAGGAAUGCGCAACCGUGGAUGAAAGUGAUUUUGACAUCGAAGAAGAAGAGUUCUCUAACCUUUAUUGGCUAGAUGAGUAAAGUAAGUUGAUCAUCCUUUAUUAUUAAUAUAU
Messenger RNA from Camellia sinensis, 920 nucleotides. The record is from RefSeq and is a predicted model, not a curated record. Lineage: Eukaryota; Viridiplantae; Streptophyta; Magnoliopsida; Ericales; Theaceae.